Molecule: messenger RNA, 2615 nt
Organism: Xenia sp. Carnegie-2017
Lineage: Eukaryota; Metazoa; Cnidaria; Anthozoa; Malacalcyonacea; Xeniidae
Product: ubiquitin-protein ligase E3A-like
Biological process (GO): protein polyubiquitination
Molecular function (GO): ubiquitin protein ligase activity
Source: RefSeq, a predicted model, not a curated record
ACAUUUUCACGUCGUGGGUAAGGGGGGAGUUGCGGUGGAGUCUAUCUAAAGGUACAUUAUUCACUAUAGUGAUACCUAUGUGCUCCCAUGUGCCACUAGUCUCCUCAUCGAUCCAUCGGUUUUCGACAGGAAGUCGUUAGGUAAAUAAGGAAUAUGGGAAAAUGUCCAAUGGUAGGAACUUAAAUGAUACACAAUUAUAAAAUACAAUGGUUUCAAGACAAGAAUCAGAUGGCAAAAUUGAAAAUAUUGCUGAUCACUCAGACGACCCGUCCUAUACAAGAAAAUUGGUCUUUAAAAACAUCCUGUUGCGAUAUCAUCAUCAGGUAAUGCAUGGUUGUGGAAAUGAGACGUGUCAAAAUAAACAUUGUGCUCAAAACCGCAGAGUUUCUGUUAGCAAUGAUGAAGCUGCUGCUAUUGCCUUGAAGUUGUUUAAGCAACAUGCUGAUCUUUGUGUGCAAGAAUCAACACUUUCUAGUACAAAUAUCAACCAAGGAGACAAUGAAGAUAUGUGUUUGAAAAGAGAAAUUCUGGAUGACAUUAUUACUACAUGUCAGAAUGGAAAUGACAAUAAAGCAUUGAUCAGUUUACUUGGCAAUGUUUUGACCAAAUCGUCUUCAUUAUGUGCUAGUUUUUCAUCGAAUGAAAAUAUGGUUGAUUUGGAAGCCGUGCGAGAGAUGUAUGACAGGUUGUACACGCUCAAUGAUGAUGUCGUUGAAAAUACAAUAGUGAACUGUCUUGAGACAUUAUCAACAGAUCUUAUCGUCCAGAUUAAACGCAAAUCCAACAAAUUCGUAGAUUAUCGACUGUUCCUUAUCAUGUUUGAGAAUCCAUAUAUGAACCAACCGGAAUACAUGAACCACGCUCUACCAAGAUUUUGUCAGGCUUUAUCUUCUAUUCCAAUCGCUACCGCUGUUUUGUUAAUCAAACAUUGGUCUAAACAAUCGAGGGAAUUGUUAAAGACGAAAGUGGAAACUCUUCAACAGCUUAUAACACUUCGCGUCAUUAUGGGCCCCUCGGCUGACUCGAGUUCAAAGUGUGUGAACGAUGAUGAUGCUAUUGUUACUGGCGAAGUGUUUAAAAUUUUGUUUUAUGCAUCUCUCUAUGGAGGUGAACACCAGACGUCAUCUAUGAUAAAUCAUAUUCCGAUUUCUAGUCGGGGUGAAGAUUAUCGUGAUCCUUUUGAAGAAACACUGAAAAUCAAUGCAGUGGACUGUCGGAAACCUCUGCUACCUCUGGACGAGUUUAUUAAUGAACCAUUAAACGAUGCUAUAGUCGUCGAUCGUGACUUCACAUAUUAUAAAACCAGGGAAGGUUUCUCAUUCAAGGAGUGUAACUUCAUUUUGACGACAUCCACGAAAAGCACGUGGAUGUUUUAUGACAAUCGCGUGAACAUGUUGCAGGAAAGACGUUGGACGCACUUUUAUAGCUUGUUACGGGGGGAGCCUGCAGCGCCGUACCUUAAGUUGACCGUGCAUAGAGAUAACCUCAUACAAGAUGCUCUUGUCAAUCUCGAAAUGAUCUAUCAAGAAAAUCCUCUUGAUCUGAAAAAACAAUUAUUUGUUGAGUUUGCUGGGGAACAAGGUCUCGACGAAGGAGGAGUGUCAAAAGAGUUCUUUCAGUUGGUUGUUGAACAAAUUUUCAAUCCAGAUUAUGGGAUGUUCACAUACGAUCCAGAUACCCGACAAUUCUGGUUCAAUCAAACAUCGUUCGAAAGUCAUGCGCAGUUCAUGUUGAUCGGCCUAAUAUUGGGAUUGGCCAUUUAUAACAAUAUCAUUCUGGACGUACACUUUCCUAUGGUUGUUUAUCGGAAACUCUUUGCCAGACACGGAAGCCUGCUCGACCUUAAAGACUCUCAUCCGGUAAUUGCAAAUAGCCUACAAAGUAUCCUCGAUUUCGAUGGAGACGUGGAAAGCGCGUUCCUUUGUUCGUUUGAGAUCAGUUAUAGUGACGUGUUUGGCAACCAUCUGAAGCACGAGCUGAUAGAAAACGGCAAAGACGUCAUGGUGACAAAUGAAAACCGCGAGAAAUACGUUGAGCGUUAUGUUGAUUAUAUUCUCAAUGAAUCUAUUGAGGAACAGUUUCAACCGUUCAAGCAAGGUUUUGAUAUGGUCACCAAAGACUCGCCUUUGAGGCGAUUAUUUCGACCUGAGGAAUUGGAACUUCUUGUUUGCGGUAGUAAGGAUUUUGAUUUCGAAGCUUUAGAAAGAACAACCGAAUAUGAAGGAGGUUAUGAAGCAACAUCACCCAUCGUAAGAUGGUUCUGGGAGGUUGUUCAUCAGUUCACGCUUGAUCAAAAGAAGCAACUACUCAUGUUCAUUACCGGGAGUGAUCGAGUUCCUAUUGGUGGAUUAGCUCAACUCAAACUUAUAAUUGCUAGACAGGGUCCUAAUUCGAACAGCCUGCCAACUGCUCACACGUGUUUCAAUGUAUUACUGUUGCCAGAGUACUCCAUGAAAAGUCAGUUGGAAGAACGUCUUGUCAAAGCAAUAACGUAUAGCAAAGGUUUCGGUCUCAUAUAAACCUAAAUGUGCAGUCUUGUACCUGCGUUAUUGUAUUUUGAUAAUUUUUUGACAAAUAAAUAUCCUGUCCUCACUGUUUAAGUGUAUUAAUAUGAA